AUGGGAAGGUUCAACGAUCUACCAAAAGGGAUUACAUUUGAAAUUCUAACUCGAUUACCAACGGAAUCUGCUUUGGAGUGUAAAUUGGUUUGCAAAAUUUGGAGAGAUCUUGUUAAUCUUCCAUCCUUCUCUGAAUUGCACUUGAACCAUCUUAAUUCUGCUGAUGAUGAUUCUGGUAAGUUGAAUUUUAUUAUUAUGAGUUCUGAACAAGGGCUUGCUGAAUUUUAUUACACUGAGUAUGAAAAUAAUUGUGAUGGCACACCCUUUAUUAGACAAACAAGGAUGAAUUUAAACCUUCCAUGUAUGGAUUAUUGUUUUUCUGGUUCACAUAGUGGUUUAAUUUGCUUCGACACAUGGGAGGAUGAUAAUUGUAUACCUGCUUAUAUUUGCAAUCCAGUCACCAGAGAAUGUAUUAUGCUUCCAAGAUCUCAAGGAGAUUACUGGUGGACUGGAUUUGGUUACAUUCAUUCAACCAAUGAGUACAAGGUUGUUAGCAUAUAUGAGUCUGAGGGAGAAUCAAAUGUUGGGAUUGUGCAGGUGUACACUGUUGGCAGUGGCACUGGAUGGAGAAAUGAAGGAACGGCGGAUGUCAACAUGGAAUACGUUAGUAAAUUUUCUGGUAGGUUUGUAAGUGGAGCUAUUCAUUGGGAAAACCACCACGCAGGAACCAUUAUUGCUUUCCAUUUGAAUGACGAAAAGUUCAGUGAACUUCCAGCACCACCUUGUUGGACACCAAAUGCCCCACGUUCUAGUAUUUGUUUAAGGGUUUUAGGUGAUUUUCUAUGUUCUAUUUAUUAUCCCACUGACCGUAGUUCUGAAAUAUGGUUAUUUAAGAAGAAUAAAGAUACUUGUAAUGACCUGAGAUGGCGUAAAGAGUUUAGUUUUGAUAGUUAUAUAUGGGGGGCAUUUGGGUUUACGAAGAGCGGUAGGUUAUUGUGCUAUUAG
Messenger RNA from Papaver somniferum (opium poppy), 945 nucleotides. Its product is annotated as F-box protein At3g07870-like. The record is from RefSeq and is a predicted model, not a curated record. The transcript has a single exon. Gene Ontology annotation, molecular function: protein binding. Lineage: Eukaryota; Viridiplantae; Streptophyta; Magnoliopsida; Ranunculales; Papaveraceae. Bases 1 to 945 code for a protein of 314 amino acids.